Messenger RNA from Hippoglossus stenolepis (Pacific halibut), 1975 nucleotides. It is a transcript of the gene fuca2, whose product is annotated as alpha-L-fucosidase 2. Lineage: Eukaryota; Metazoa; Chordata; Actinopteri; Pleuronectiformes; Pleuronectidae. Gene Ontology annotation, cellular component: lysosome. Gene Ontology annotation, molecular function: alpha-L-fucosidase activity. Bases 110 to 1489 code for a protein of 459 amino acids. Gene Ontology annotation, biological process: fucose metabolic process; glycoside catabolic process. The record is from RefSeq and is a predicted model, not a curated record. The transcript has 7 exons.
UUGAUCAUGUGACUCUUCUUGCAAAACACGGUGUUCUCCAUCACGUGAUUCCUGCAGGUUCAUUCCACUCGGGUCGUCUAAUCGAGCGCUCCCCCUCCGGACUCCGGACAUGGGGACUUUAACGGUGUGCUUCCUGCUGGUGUCGGUCCUGGUGAUCGGAACCAGCGGGACCAGCGGGACCAGAGGCAUCAAGUACGAGCCCAACUGGAAGUCGAUCGAUUCCCGGCCACUUCCGGAGUGGUUCGACCAGGUGAAGGUCGGGAUCUUCAUCCACUGGGGGGUUUUCUCUGUGCCCAGCUUCGGCAGCGAGUGGUUCUGGUGGUACUGGCAGGGGAGAAAACUGAAGCCAUACGUUGACUUCAUGCAGAAGAAUUAUCCUCCGGACUUCAAGUACCAAGACUUCGCUUCGCAGUUCACCGCCGAGUUCUUCGAUCCCAAAGAGUGGACGGACAUCUUUGCCGCCUCGGGGGCGAAGUACAUCGUCCUGACCACGAAACACCAUGAAGGUUUCACACUAUGGGGCUCGAAAACCUCCUGGAACUGGAAUGCAGUGGAUGUUGGACCCAAAAGAGACCUGGUGGAGGAAAUGGCGAGCGCCCUCCGCGCUAACAGUGACCUUCGUUUAGGGCUGUACCACUCCCUGUUCGAGUGGUUUAAUCCCAUCUAUGAGCAGGACGCUGCCAACAAAUUCAAAACAAACUUCUUCCCAACCAGUAAAACUCUGCCCGAGCUUUAUGAGCUCAUCGUCAAGUACAAACCAGAGCUGCUGUGGUCCGAUGGGGACGGGGAUGCACCUGACACAUACUGGAACAGCACUGGUUUCUUAGCCUGGCUCUAUAACGACAGUCCAGUGCGAGACACCGUGGUGACGAACGAUCGGUGGGGUUACGGCACCAUCUGCAACCACGGUGGAUAUUACACCUGUAAUGAUCGCUACCAGCCGGGACACCUGCUCAAACACAAAUGGGAGAACUGCAUGAGCGUUGACACAAAGUCCUGGGGUUACAGACGCAAUGCUCCGCUCAGCGACUUCCUCACCAUAGAGCAGCUCGUGGCGACGUUAGUAGAGACUGUGUCCUGCGGGGGAAACCUGCUGAUGAACGUCGGUCCCACACACGACGGCAGAAUCUCCCCGAUCUUUGAGGAGCGCCUGAGGCAGAUGGGUCAGUGGCUGAAGGUGAACGGGGAGGCCAUCUACAACACGACCGCGUGGAGAGUCCAGAAAGACAACGGCACCGCAAACGUCUGGUACACAGCCAGACCACAGGAAAAGGCCGUCUUUGCCAUGUUUCUGGAUUGGCCCAGUAAUGGAUCUGUGAUUCUACAUGAUCCUGUGGUCAAACAAGGACUGACUCAGGUGGUGCUGGUCGGCCACGGCUCGGUGCAGUGGGAGCCCGUGAAGCCCAGCGGACUGCGGGCCCUCCUGCCCUCGCUGGCCUUCAUGCCGGGCCAGUGGGCCUGGACGCUGAGGCUGACAGGUGCCACUUAAAGGGAAACCAGAUCACUUGAAGAGGAACAGGCGGAGCUGGAGGCCCGGAGGGGGAACCAGCGUUUCGUGUUUAAGUCACCGAACACAAGCUGUGACAUGAAAUCACAUUCAUCUGUCCUGAAAUGAGUUCAAAUCUGAGGCUGGGGGGUGGGGGGGAAUGUGUUUGUUUUUGGGGCGUGUUGUCUUUUAUACAAACUGUGACAUGAAGGGACUAAACAAUAAUUUAUCUGCAGCUCUAUAGCUUUUAAAAUUUAAGAAAUUAUUUUAAGAUAAAUAUUAAUCUACAGACAAAUGUGAUCUUUAUAUCAUGAAAGAUGAAAACAUUCUUUAUACGUUGUGAUUUGUGUUACAUGUUUUCUGCUUUUCUGUAAUUUUUUUUUUACGAGAUUUUUUUACGAGGUCUGAUGAAUGUGGUGAUUUGUUUUAUAUGCACUAUGGAGGAAUUUUUAAAUAAAACGAAUGAAGCUGUCGAGCAUCUUUUUCAAA